Cololabis saira (Pacific saury) is the source of this 7906-nucleotide messenger RNA. RefSeq names its product microtubule crosslinking factor 2 (gene mtcl2). Gene Ontology annotation, biological process: regulation of autophagy. The record is from RefSeq and is a predicted model, not a curated record. Lineage: Eukaryota; Metazoa; Chordata; Actinopteri; Beloniformes; Belonidae. Bases 307 to 5916 code for a protein of 1869 amino acids. The transcript is spliced from 24 exons.
CUGAGCAGGAGCCGGUCACUGCGCGCAAGAGCAGAGGAGAGAGCAGGGACAUAACAAAGCAAGAAAUAUCUGCAAACACUGGAAACCUGGAUUACAUCUGUGUCGCUUUUUUUCUCAGGCUCUGAGCUCUGCUUUUCCCCGUUUCGCCCUGUUGCGCUGCAGGAUUUCAUUGCUGCAGAAGGAAGAGAUCUCCUCCUUUUGUGUUGCUCUGCAGUUGUUUUUCUCCCCCCACUCACACACACACCACACUUCCAACUUCUCGUUUUCCACCUUCCCUCGUGCUGUGCAUGUGCCAAAAGGGGAUGAAUGACAAAAACAAAGGAGGUUGAUGUCCACAGCAACCCUCCGACUCAGCGCGCCUUCGCCUCGCCCAGAGACCGGAGACUCCAUCACCAUCUCCGGCAGAAGAUGGACAGCGGCGGCGGGACGGAGGGCUCGCAGCAGCCGCCCCCCGCUCAGCCUCCUCCCGGGGAAAAAAAGAAGAUCAACCGGGCCCCUUCCCCGGCCAGACCCAAGGAUGUGCCCGGGUGGUCCCUCACUAAGAUCCGGGGGGGAAUCGGCGCCCCGGCGCUGAGCGUAAAGCCCGGCUCCAUCCACCUGGGCGGCCGCAUGUCCCGGCGCAGCCCCGCGGGGAGCCCUGGUACCAAACCCGGGGGGAAGAGCUCCGUCCCCAGGACCUCCGCUGCAGCCAAGGCGGGGAAAACCCCUGCAGGGCGCAGGAAGGUGUCGGACGCAAGCAUCGGAUCCGAUGAUGUGUCCAGGGACUCCGGCUGCGCGCCGGGGAAGCUCUCCCCGACCGACAGCAGCUCCGAGCUGUCGGACUGCGCGUCCGAGGAGAACAAGCUCUCCACGGACGCCGUGAGCAGCGACGCCGAGUCCAGGAGCAGCCGCGGCGGCGGGGCCGAGGCGGACAAGCCGCUCGGGAAGAGCAGCGGCUGCUGCGGCUCCUCCUCCGGCAAGGACCGGCUCGCCCCAGGAGCAGAGCCCGGGGAAGGGAGCCUGUCCCCCGGCGACGAGCGCUCCGCCACCUCGGUGGACAGCCGGGUGCCCGCCAGCACUUCCCUGGCUUUCUCAGACCUCACCGAGGAGUUCAUGGACAGCAUGCACGAAGAGUUUGUCAGGGAGAUAGAAGAGCUGAGAUCUGAGAAUGAUUACCUCAAAGAUGAGAUGGAGGAGCUGAGGUCUGAGAUGCUGGAGAUGAGGGAUAUGUACAUGGAGGACGAUGUUUACCAGCUGCAGGAACUGCGACAACAGCUGGAGCAGGCAAACAAGACCUGCCGCAUCCUGCAGUACCGGCUGAGGAAAGCAGAGCGGCGCUCCAUCCGAGUGGCCCAGACGGGGCAGGUGGAUGGAGAACUGAUACGCACCCUGGAGCAAGACGUAAAGGUGGCGAAAGACGUUUCAACCCGUCUCCACAGCCAACUGGACAGCGUGGAGAAGAAGAGGAGCCGCCUGGAGCAGGAGAACGAGGAGCUGAGAGUCCGGCUGCAGGAGCUGGAGGUCGCCAGGCAGGUCCUGCAGCAGGAGAUUGACAAGAACUCCCAGAAGAAAAGAGGGGCGCGACCCAACAACAAACCUGACAAGAAGCCUGCUCCACAGGAGGACAGCUCAGACCUCAAGUGUCAGCUCCACUUUGCCAAAGAGGAAUCGGCUCUGAUGUGCAAGAAGCUGACGAAGCUGGUGAAGGACAGCGAGGCCAUGAAGGAGGAGCUGGCCAAGUACAGGUCGCUGUACGGAGACGUAAACGUCUCGCUUACCGUGGAGGAGGUCGCCGACUCCCCUCACACCCGUGAGGCCGAGAUCAGGGUCCACCUGAAGCUGGUGGAGGAGGAAGCCAACCUGCUGAGUCGACGCAUUGUGGAGCUGGAGGUGGAGAACAGGGGCCUCCGGGCCGAGAUGGAGGACAUGAAGGGGCCGCAAGACGGUCUUCAGGAUCUCUCUGGUGUUGGGGGUGGUUUGGGGGCGGGACUGGGUCUCACCGGAGGGGCCAUGGUACUUGGCGGAGGGGCCUCUUCUGAGAACGUCAUGGAGCUCCAGAGACACCUCCAGUUUGUGGAGGAAGAGGCCGAACUACUGCGAAGGUCCCUAAUCGAGAUGGAGGAACAGAACAAGCUCCUGAUGAACGAGAUAAACCGCUACAAGUCCGAACUCCCGCCGCCGACGUCCAUGGUGUCCAACAAUUCUCUAAUGUCGCUUACGGACGGGCUGCUCAACGACAGCCCCAUGCACUCCAUCCAGGAAGGGGCGGUCCUUAUCAGCACUGACACCCCGGCCCAUGAGGAGGAGAUCCGCUUGGCGAGGCUUCAGAUCGGAGAGCUGGGCGGGAAAGUGAAGAAGCUGCAGUACGAGAACCGCGUGCUUCUGUCCAACCUGCAGCGCUGUGAUCUGGCCUCCUACCAUGCUCCUUCCUCUUCAUCCUCAUCCUCGUUAAGACUGGCUCUGGAGACGGAUGCCGAAGCCGGAGACUCAGCAGAGUGCCUCCCAUCAAGCCCGCCCCAUCGCAAAGAGCCAGUAGGGGGAGAAAACGACGCCUUGGAGAUGGAUGAGGAGAAAAAGAGGAUGGAGGACAUCGCUGACACAGCUGCUUCCCUCGCUGGCUGCCUGGAGCAGAAGGACCAUGAUGCCUUGUUGGCCAUGAGGGACCAGGCUCGCCUGGUUUCCACAGCGAUACAGCUACUGACCUCGCCCGAGUCCAACUGCCUCUCCUCCUCCCCUUCAAUUUAUCACAAGGUCUGCAGCAAUGAGGCGGCAGAGCCGUGUGAACUCGAGAAACCUCAACCUCACAGCCAGAUUUCCGAGCUGUCUGACCUCUCAGAUCGUCCUCUGGUCGGUGCUCUGACCAGCAGACUUCAGGCCCUGCACAACCAGCUUCAGGCCUUCGUGGAGCAGGUAGACGGCCUCGGUAAACCCCCACCGGCUGGAAGGGAUGCCCAGGUCGCAGAGGCGUCUCCUCCAGCCUCCCCCUGCAUCUCCGGCACGAGUCAGGAUCAAGAUAACAGAGCCCAAGCCGAAGAAAAGCAGCCUGAUUAUAGGAACCAAUCAGAGAUGGAGGUGAAAGAUGAAACUGACGAGAACAACGAGCAGCGAAAUCAGGAGACCAAUCAGUUGGAGGACAAAGAGAAGGAGGAGGAUUAUGCAAUGCACAUCCAGUCCAGUGACCUCCGGGCCCAGCUGUGCGAAGCCGAGCAGUCGGUUCGGGCGACGCAGGAGGAGCUGGAGAAGGAGAAGCAGGACCAAAGAGAUUUGGUUCUCAAACUCUCACAGCUCCAGGACGACUACCAAAAGUCCCUUGUUCGCCGGGACUUCCAGCUGCAGAGUCUGGGGCUCCAGGCUCGGCUUCAGCAGAAGGUUUGGAGCCAGGAGAGGACCCUGCUGGUCCAAGAGUCCCAGCACCUGAAGCAGGCGCUGCUGCUGCUCAGUCUCAGGCUCCGCUGCUUCCUCAAACAAUGGAGGCUGGGCUGCCAGAAGGACACGGAGUGGAAAGAUGUGUUGGAGAUAAACAGCCUGAAGGACUUGUACCUCCUGUUGGAGGAGGAGAAUCUGCAGAGCCCCGUCCACUCCAUGGACAAGAAGGAUUCAGCAGACGAACAGCCACUCAGCCCCGCUAUAAAGUCGAGUGCUGUUAGCAGCACUUUGGCAGACCUGAGGGUCGCUCUGCAGGACCUGAGUGGAGAGCUGCGACAAGAGAGACAAGGCUCUCAGGAACUCACUCAGCAGUUUGCAAAAGCCAAGGCAUCAUGGGAAGUGGAGAGGACCGAACUAAAGGGCCUCAUCACUCAGCUUGAGGUCAAAGCGGGUAAAGCAGCAACGGCCCCGCCCUCCACUGAGACCCAGGACCCCCCUGACCUGAAGGUGGCGCUAAAGAGAGAGCGCGAGGGACACCAGCACCUCCUGGCCGAGUCCUACGCUGCAGUUAUGGACCUAACCAAACAGCUCCAGAUCGGAGAGAGAAACUGGGGCAGGGAGAAGCUGGAGCUGCUGGAGAGGUUCAGCCAGGAGAGAGCUCAGUGGGAGCAGAGGCUGAGAGAGGCCACCGCCCUGCAGGCCAAGUCAAAACAAGAGGAUGAAUCCGCGACGGACGCAGCAGUUUCAAAUGGAACAGGAUCAAAGAGGAUCCAGUCCCCGUUGGAGCUGGACGGCCCAGAGGUCAAUGGAACGGCCGAUCAGGAGGAGAAAACCCAGUUUGCUGUGUCCCGCCUUUUUACUCCCCCAGAGCUGGGUGACAGUUCCAGAAAGAACUGGACCUACUUGACCAAUGAGACCCCAGAGGUCACGGACACUUGUAAAACCUGGGACGGACCCAGUGGCUCCUGCGGCAGCUCAGUGGGAUCUCAGCCGGAUCUGGAGUUGGUGCAGAGGAGCUGCACUGCUCCAGACCGCACCGGCAUCCGGAUCUACUACAGCCCUCCCACCAUGAGACGCAUGGAGCACCAGAGAAGGACCCUGGAGUUCAUGAAUGGGAACGGGAUCUCCUGCCUGGGACAGAACCACGCAGACGGAGGCGGGGCGUCGGGGGAUGCCCUGAACCAUCACCGACCUGCAUCCUCCCUCUCUUGUUCUUAUGAGCAGUGGCUGAGCUCGCUGUCCCAGCAGCACAGAGAGCUGCUGGAGAGCAGGAACAGCUGCAUCUCCAGCUCCAUGCCGAGCGUCGUCAGCGCCAGCGUGAGCAACGGGGCAGCUAGCAGAAUGGUCGACGGGAUGCCGUCCUCCUCCGCUUUCCACAAUCUGGAGAUCGGCGAUAUCGCAGCUAACCUAAGUGACGACAUGAAGGAGAUGACCAACUGUGUUCGCCAGGCCAUUCGCUCUUCAUCUCUGGAGAGGAAAUCCAGCAAGGAUCCCGGGAGCCAGCUGGUCAGCGUUUGCAGCAGGUCCACCCAGACUGCAGCUCAGAACGUCAGCGUCGGCCUCCAGACAGAAAACGUCCCCGGCAGCGGCAGGGGAACGGGACUUCACGCCAAAUCCUGGUCUCCUCGUGCGUCACCGACAAGCACGUCCUCUCUGGCGUCGGCCAGAACUCGGCAGAUCUCGACGUCGCUAGACAAAGUGCACAGCCGCAUCGACAGACCGUGCUGCUCGCCCAAGUAUGGAUCGCCAAAGCUGCAGCGCAGAGUGUCUUCGGGCUCCACCUCCAGACUGGACGGGUCGUCUUCCAGCCGGGACCGCAGCCUGUGGAGCCUCCACCAGCGACCCAUCGGUGGAGGAGGAGGGGGGUCAGCGUGGGCUCGCUCCACCACCACCAGGGACAGCCCCGUCCUGAACGGGCUCAACGACGGCCUUUCCAGCCUCUUUAGUGUGGUGGAGCACUCCGGGAGCACAGAAUCCCUCUGGAGGGGGGAAAUAGGAACCAACCCGACUGCCAGCCCAGCUCGACAUGCCCCUCCUGCAGGAAAACCCUCCGGGCCAGCUGCUGCUGGCCCUGAGCCCAGCCCUCAGCGGUACGGAGGUCUGGUCCAGGAGUUUAUCAGGAAUGUGUGCAGCGCCCGCCCCCCAGCGGGAGCCCCCCUCCCCGGGGAGCGAGCGCAAAGAGAUUCCCUCAGCGGCCUCGGAGGGCUGGCUGUCACGGGGGGCUUCGGCACCCUGGAUGAGCAAAAGCUGGAUUGCGUGGCAGUUUCCGUCGGAGGCCUCAGCCCUCUGGCUGGUUUGGGUGGAGCCAAUGACAGCGUGACCAGGAUUGUUAAUAAGAGGUUCAUGAGGCAGACUGCCGGGGAGGAGAUGGUCAGCAUCAUGGGAGGAGGGAAGGAAACAGUGAGCAAUGCCGUGGCUGCGGGACCGGGGGUCGAGGAUUCCCCCUGUGACUGCGCCGGCCAGUCCUCCUGCUUCACGCGGCCGUCAAGAGCCGCUGCUCGCCACUGCAAACACCGCCCACAAGACUCUCCGGCGGCAACAGAGGAGAAAGGCGACGCCUGCAACGAGUGAUGGCGGCAACAAUGAAGACCCGCGCGUGAAGCAACGCAUUCUCACAAAUGUUACCACAUGUACAUGCACACAGACGACCUGCCACAUCAGCGCACUGCCAACCCCGACAUCCACCGAAGACACACUGCACAGACUUCCUCACAAACCUACUGCCACCUGCACGCACUCACCCACGCAGACACGCGCAGACCCAUGGCAAGGCUACACCUGCCGAGGACGCCAAGGACAGAUCAAACCGGGACAAAUCCACCAGCAGGACACACGUUUACACUCCUCACUAAGCAAAGACCGCCCUGAACCGAGUGUAACAGAUAAAACACUGAUGUCAAGACUGGACCUACAAAACAAAACCUCCAACUUGCAGAAUAGAAGGUACUACAAUCAAAAAUUGGAUCAUACAUAUUGAUGUGCAGGCAAAGCGAAGUGAAAGGAUGCCAUCACAGUUUGAUCAUGUAAGACUACAGAGAAGACAUCCGUUACAACUGGAAAGAUCCUUCACUUUGUCUCAGCGGCUCUGAAACAAUCGGUCCGCUCGAUGUCAGCUGAUGGAGGGCGCCGCUGAUUUCUACAGACGGGUUUUGCAGAGACGGAGUCUCUCUGAACCCUUUUGUGUGCUGGGAGAUCACGCCACCUGGGCUCAUCAGCACAAAUACAUUCCUUCAAGUGUCUCCUACGUGGAUCUGGAAUUCGACAUCUCGAUUAGGCUUUAAAGGACUCGUUUCCGCCGUGUCUUAAAAGGAAGUCUUUAGCAUGACCGGACACGGACUCGACAAAGGAUGUUUGUGACAUAACAGCUCCGCAAAUGAGACCACAAAACGGAUCUCAAGAGAGAAUCUCCUAUUAACGUUAUUUAUUAGCAAACCUGAGCAGCAGGGAGCUCUUCAGGCUUGUUUGGAGGGACGAGUUCACUCUGCUCGCAGAACGAUUUUGACCACAACUACAGGAAAGAUUUAAACCGUGUUUAUGAAAUCAAAAAAAAAAAUAAUCGUCAGUAUAUUGUUCAGAAUAAUUUGGAAAUUUGUAUUUUGGUUGGAAUUUAUUUGAGUUAAGAUGGAUAUUUAGCUCCCCUUAGUUAAGAUUGAUUCUUAAACUUUUGAGCGACAACACACCAUGCUGUGACCGGCUCACGUCAAACUGGUCAAACUGGGAGCCCUCCUGCUGACUUCAUGGGUCUUUGUAUAGAAGUGCACCAAGAAUAAUGUUAUUUACUUUAUUUCCUUUUCUUAUUUUUUUCUUUUAUAUUCACCAACUACUUGGAAAACAGGCUAUAAGAGCAAAACCAACACAUGAAAUGCAUUCCAUUUUUUAUUUAAGUACAUCUAAUCCAUCUUUUUAAUAUGAUAUGCACAGUUGAAAACAGUUUGUCUACUAUAUUAAAAAAAAACAACCUGACAAUAGCCGACCCUGUUUGAUUCAGUUAUGAACAGCCGGCCGAAGGGUCACACAGUCUGAAUAUCUCAACUCUGAUCAUUCCUUUGAUGAGAGGAAACGUCUCGGCCCAGUGCGUGCAUACUGUAGGUUUGGUUUUCAGUUGCAUCACUGCAUCAUUCCCUGGUCUGAUGAUGGGAACAGUUCUGAAACACUCUCCUGUUACUUCCACCAUCCGCCCCGUCGCUUCUUUUACACAUUUCUGUCUCUGUUUUAGUUACUACUGUGCGAUCCCUAUGUGCAUUUUGAAAACAUGGUCUUACUAACAUUUAACCUUUAAAUUGAAGGCUUAAGAGCUUAUAGUCUGUAUACAGACGGUUUAUUUAAACAGAAUGAAAGUUGCACUGAAAGUUUGUACUUAUUACCAGAAGGAUUUUUGUUUUUUAAAUGACCUAAUUUAAGAUAUAUUUAAACUUCAUCAAGUCGACUUACUAUAUUAAUAAGUGUACUGUAUAUCCGAUUUUUUUCAUUUUAUUUCAAAGUGCAGCUCCAAAAUGACAAAAUCACUUUCAGUUUGCGCGUCUAAGAUGUUUUAUGGGACUCUGAGGUCUUUUUAGUGAAU